Messenger RNA from Aspergillus pseudoviridinutans, 255 nucleotides. RefSeq lists its product as uncharacterized. The record is from RefSeq and is a predicted model, not a curated record. The transcript is spliced from 3 exons. Lineage: Eukaryota; Fungi; Ascomycota; Eurotiomycetes; Eurotiales; Aspergillaceae. The coding region runs from base 1 to 255 and encodes 84 amino acids.
AUGGACAAAUUAUCUGGUCUCGCCUCCAAGCUCGGUGGAAGCAACUCCGCAUCCGCCAACCAGACUCAGGGACAGCCACAGGGCCAGAGGGAGGAUUACGUCGACAGGGGCCUCGACUACGCUGAACAGCGCGUCGGCGGCGGCAAGGUCGAUUCUGCCAAGAUGCGGUCGACGAAUGAGAAGAUCACCGACACCGCUAGGGAGAAGUUUGAGAAGGCGACUGGACGCAAGGUUCCCGAGAAGAUCUCUAACUGA